UGGUCGGUAGCAAAGUUUUCGGAAAAGAAUGUGCAAAUCUUAGGCGGGGCAAGGAUGAUGGAAUCCUGUAUAAAAGGAUUAUUUUUGUCUGUUACAUUCAGUGGAAUAACUCCAGUCUUAAAACAUCAUGAACUCAAUCGCUGCCGUAGUUUUCUUUGCCGUCGUUGCCGCCGCUAGCGCUGGCAUAGUAGCUCCCAGUGGUUUGAUUGCUACUUCUUAUGCUGCCCCAGCACUUACAGCCUACUCUGCACCACUUACCUACAACGCACCUAUAGCUUACAACGCACCUCUUGCUGUCCCAGCCUACACUGCCUAUUCUGCCCCAAUUGGUGCAUAUGGACAUGCAGCUGAAAGCACUGUAGUUGCUGGACCAUCUGGUACAAUCACCAAGAGCGUUUCCACCCCAGCUAUUGCUGCAGGAUACGGCCUUCCCAGUUCUUACUCCUACAGUGGACUUUACUUGUAAUCUGAAUGAAUGAAAUAAAAGUGUUUUAAUUUAA
This is a messenger RNA of Coccinella septempunctata (seven-spotted ladybird), 500 nucleotides long. Its product is annotated as vitelline membrane protein Vm26Ab-like. NCBI's taxonomy places the organism in Eukaryota, Metazoa, Arthropoda, Insecta, Coleoptera, Coccinellidae. The record is from RefSeq and is a predicted model, not a curated record. The transcript is spliced from 2 exons. The coding region runs from base 128 to 466 and encodes 112 amino acids.